Messenger RNA from Pocillopora verrucosa, 1017 nucleotides. RefSeq names its product trace amine-associated receptor 13c-like. Lineage: Eukaryota; Metazoa; Cnidaria; Anthozoa; Scleractinia; Pocilloporidae. The record is from RefSeq and is a predicted model, not a curated record. Gene Ontology annotation, molecular function: G protein-coupled receptor activity. Gene Ontology annotation, cellular component: plasma membrane. Gene Ontology annotation, biological process: G protein-coupled receptor signaling pathway.
AUGUUCAACAACAGCAACAUUUUUGUUGCGGAAGAAAACCAAACGGAUCACGCUCAAUAUUCGUCGGAAAGCCAAUUUUGUUCUUUUUUAAAACAAGUGCAAAAGGGAAAUGACAUCUCUUUUCCAGACUUCAGAGCAAUCUGUAUCUUCAUCGCGAUUGCAAAUGCUCUUCUGGCGUUGUUUGUUAUACUUGGAAACAUCGUGAUCAUCGCAGCUUUUUAUCGAUAUGCGCAGCUAAGAACACCAUCUAACUUACUCUUGCUUGGUUUAUCAGUUUGUGACUUGUUGGUUGGUUUAGUUACUCAGCCUGUUUUUACCGCCGAAGUCGCUUUAGUCGCCGCAAACUCAGACUUGGCUUGCCAGCUAAAAGAUCUUUAUGUUAUUUUCCUUUUCUCCUUUUCAUCCUCCUCAGUGGUGCACGUUUGCUUGAUCAGCGUCGAACGUUCCUUUGCCAUAAUGUUCCCUUUUAAACAUGAACAUCUUGUGACGACCAAGAGAGUUUCUGUCUUGGUGGUAGUGUUUUGGAUUUUUUGGGCUUUGCUAACCGUGUCCACCAGACGCAAUCAUGGCGGAGGUGUAAUUGGCUACUCACGUAUAACAUUUGUUGUUUUCAGCGCUCUGGUAGUGCUUCUUUUGAACAUUCGACUUUGGAUAGAAGCUCGAAGACAUUCUAGGAAUAUUGCGAGCUUUACAGGAAACCCUAAUUCCGCUACCAAUGAAGAGAAUGGCACACAAGCACGAAGAAAAUCCCCGCGCGACGGCAAGGCAGCUAAAACAGUUUUGUUAAUCAUUGGCUUAAUGGUUUUAUGCAAUUUACCACUUAUAGCAACAUUCACUGCACGUAAGUUUUACAACGUACGCGGACGAGUAAUGACUUUACUUUGGUUCGCUUCAAACACAGUCGUAUUAAUGCCUGCCACACUAAACCCAGUAACUUAUUUCUGGCGCAAAAAGGACUUCAGGAUUUCUGUAAAGAGAAUGCUCGGUUGGCAGAAUGCUGUUGAAGUGCCACAUUGA